Molecule: messenger RNA, 1239 nt
Organism: Theileria annulata
Lineage: Eukaryota; Apicomplexa; Aconoidasida; Piroplasmida; Theileriidae
Product: aspartate aminotransferase, cytoplasmic, putative
Exons: 4
Coding region: 1-1239 (412 amino acids)
Biological process (GO): biosynthetic process; amino acid metabolic process
Molecular function (GO): pyridoxal phosphate binding; L-aspartate:2-oxoglutarate transaminase activity
Source: RefSeq, a predicted model, not a curated record
AUGGGCUCAUUUUUUGAAGAUUUGGUGUACAAACCACUGGAUUUAAAUUUUGGCCCUGCAACACUAGCUCGAGCGGAUCCUCAUCCUGAUAAGCUCGACCUUUCACUUGGAGUCUAUCGUUCAGAACUGGGCAAACCAGUCCUUUUCAAUGUUGUGGCUGAGGUUCGUGGUAUGAUAGCCAGUGAUAAGGCCCAGAUGGAAGAAUACCUACCAUUAUUGGGUAAUCCGGACUUUUCUGAGGUUUCACGUGACUUACUGUUUAAGACUCCAGACACCGACGAGGCCGAGUACAAGUUACUAUGUGAAAGGAUCUGUUCACUACACACAGCCUCUGCAACCAAUGGAAUCUUUCUCGGCCUAUUACUACUCAAAUAUCACAUCAAGCUUGCAAAAAGAACACAUACAAGCAACCCUUGUUGGGUUGGUUAUCCAACAAUUGUUGAUAAUGUCGGAUUAGAAUAUCAUGAACACAAAUAUCUCAACUUUGUUGAUUCAACUUUGGACCUUGAAGGAAUAUUAUCAUAUUAUGAGACUUUGGAAAGGGGUGACAUUCUGUUGAUUCAGGUAUCGGGACAUAACCCCUGCGGCGUGGAUCCCAAUAGGGAAGAGUGGGAGAGGAUUGGCGAGGUGAUUAAGAGAAAGGGCCUAAUUCCAUUUCUAGAUAUUGCUUACCAGGGUUAUGCUUCAGGCGACAUUGUUGAGGACGCUUACCCUAUUAGGAUGUUUGCCGCUUUAGAGGUUGAUUUCUUUGUAUCGCAUUCAUUUUCUAAGAUGAUGACCAUUUAUUCUGGUAGAUUAGGGUGUUUGCACGUGGUUUUGGGGAGGAAAGAUGAAAGAUUGCGUGAGAAUCUUAUAUCGAAUUUGCGCCACAUGGCCAGAGGAAUUCAUGGAACGCCUGUUCGUCUAUACUCUGAGAUAGCUCUCAAGAUACUGACUACACCCUCGCUGAAGGAGAGGUGGCUGGAGGAGCUGAGGGGCGCAUAUAUGCGCAUCAAAAAAGCUCGCGAACUACUGUACAAGCGCCUCAACGAGCUAAAAGUUCCGGGAAAAUGGGAACACGUAAUUAACCAAAAGGGUAUGUUCUGCUACCUUAACAUAUCCGAACGGCUAGUCCACAGGUUAAGGGAAAAGCAUCACAUUUACCUAAUUUUCAAUUCAAGGAUUUGUAUAGCGCAAUUAAAUGAUAAAAGGGUUGAAAUAUUCGCCAAAGCUUUGAAGGAUGUGCUGGAAAAUGAAUAA